CAAACCUGAGGGAACUGAUUCUGGAUCAGUAUCCUUACUUUGGGAAUUUCCUGAGAGAUGUCUGGAAGAACCCACAGGGAUUGUUGUUCAUAUUCGAUGGUUUGGAUGAAUUCAAACACAGAAUCUAUUUUGCAGACAAAUGGAGAGGUACAGAACCUAAGCACCAGUGUCCAGAUCCCGAGUGCUGGUGUGAAGUGUCUGACAUUGUGUACAGUUUAAUCCAGGGCAAGCUGCUCCCAGGGUGUUCAGUGCUGGUGACCACACGCCCCACUGCGUUACAGUUAUUGGAAAAGGCAGAUAUCAGGGUCUGGGCAGAAAUCCUGGGAUUUGCUGGUGAGCAAUGGAAGGAAUAUUUCAUGAAGCAUUUUGAUGAUCAGACGGUGGCGGCAGCUGUUUUCAAACACGUGAAGGAGAACGAGAUCCUGUAUACCAUGAGCUACAACCCCUCCUACUGCUGGAUCCUCGCACUUGCACUCGGCCCUUUCUUCACACAAAGAGGCAGGGACCCACAGCAAAUUCCCAAGACCAUCACCCAACUGUAUUCCUACUAUAUUUACAGCAUCCUGAAAAACCACAGCCGUGAGAUUGAGAACCCCCGUGAUGUGUUACUCAGGGUUGGUCAGAUGGCCUUCAGAGGAGUGUCCGAUAAGAGAACUGUGUUUACAGAUGGAGAUUUGAACAACUACAAUCUGCAGCCAUUCCAGUUUCUGUCUGGGUUCCUGAUGGAGCUUUUGGGGAGAGAGGAUUCUGCCCAGUGCGUGGUGUACACAUUCCCACACCUCACCAUCCAAGAGUUUGCAGCUGCAGUCGCACAAUUCCUGACUAUACAUCCCGAGGAUAUCCUGAAAUUCCUCACUGAAGUCCACAACACGACAGAUGGGCGAUUCGAGGUAUUUCUCCGUUUUGUUGCUGGUCUCUCCUCCCCAGUGACAGCUCGAGGUCUGGAGGAGUUUCUGGGUCCAUUUCCUCAUGAAACAACCUGCCGGGUGAUGGACUGGGUGAAGGAGGAGGUUAAACGCCAGAGUGAAAACACAUCGAGUGAAGCUGGUAAAAGGAGGCUCCUGAACACAUUUCACUACCUGUUUGAGUCUCAGAAUCGUGAACUGACUCAGACCGCACUGGGAUCUGUGGAAGAACUUUCAUUCAGUGGAAUGACACUGAUCCCAGUUAACUGCGCGGUCCUGUCUCAUGUUGUCAAACUCUGUGAUACAAUAAAACGUCUCGACCUGUCGUACUGCCACAUUUUGUGUGAAGGAAUCCAGCAGCUGGGACCCUGGCUGCACAAGUUCCAGUUUAGUCUUGAGCGGAAUGACCUGGGAGAUUCAGGAGUGAAACUGGUGUCUGCGGCUCUUGGGAACCCGGAGUGUAAAAUACAGACACUGAAUCUGAACCAUGUCGAACUUACAGAUUCUGGUGCUGAGGAUCUCGCCUCCGCUCUCAGUACAAACCGAUCACUGAUAGAGCUGGACCUGGGAUGGAACCCGCUCACAGACCAGUCUGUCCCCGCUCUCCGCCGGCUCAUACUGACCCACCCGAGUCUGGAGCAGAUCAUGCUGGCGGUGAAUAAUUUCAGUGGGACUGGGGAGAAUGAACUGGAGUCUCUACAGGAGUCUAGACCCGGACUGAGAGUGUACCUGUAAACGUCUGAAUGUGUGAAUAUACCCGUCCACAAGAUGGAGACAAUUUGGCCGAUAACCCCCCACCCCCCUUUAACUCCCGCCCUUAUCUUUCCGCACUCCAGAAGCAACUCGCAAGGGUUCAGAAAUGACCCUGGAUCUGCGGUGAUCUGGGACACGGCCCUGAAGUGUGAUUUGAUAAUCAUCAGUUCCGUGAUGCAGAGUGACAGUGAGAAACGGGACUGAUUAUUCAAACUGCCCCUGGUUGUCGCCGGUCAGUUAAUUGUGUGUGACUGUGAGUGAGUCGGGAGCAACUCAUUUAUUCCCGCACGUCAGCAGCUCACAAAUCGUUUAAUUUACAUUUGUCGAUGAAAUCAAUAAACCACUGUA
Messenger RNA from Hypanus sabinus (Atlantic stingray), 2006 nucleotides. Its product is annotated as NACHT, LRR and PYD domains-containing protein 3-like. The coding region runs from base 357 to 1640 and encodes 427 amino acids. The record is from RefSeq and is a predicted model, not a curated record. The transcript has 4 exons. Gene Ontology annotation, cellular component: cytoplasm. Lineage: Eukaryota; Metazoa; Chordata; Chondrichthyes; Myliobatiformes; Dasyatidae. Gene Ontology annotation, molecular function: protein binding.